UUCUAGCUUGAAAUGAUGUUGCGUCGCACCGAGGAAUACUACAGUGUGUUGUUCGCAGGCAUCUUUAGCUCCGAGCUUAAGCGUGUACUUUACAUACGACGUGUCAGUCAAGCAGAACACUACGGAAUAUUCUAGAGGCGGUUACAACUACUUCAAGGCUAGGCUUGUUCAUGAAUCCAAGUAUUUACACAUGGACAACCCUUGACCUCGGGUGUUAAUUAAUUGAAAAUAAUCUCGACCAGAGAUGAAAUGAGACAACCCGUUUUGAACUACGCAAGAAAACAAUGGCAUUGGCGAAACGAAGAUCACGUGGGAUUUGCAUCAAGUUUAUGAGGUCCGUCAAUAGGCAUAAGACAUUAAGGACCUGGGUCCUACUGUUGUCUGGAAUGGUCCUAGUCCUAGUCAGCUUACACCUGUCGUGGCCUAAUGUCUCUCGUAUGACCGUCCAAGGGAACAGAGAAUACGACCCUCCAGAUCCUCCGUGUGUAGACCGCUAUUCCACAAUAUUUAACAGAGUCGAGGAUAUUUUUUGUAUAAACUUGCCCGCGUUUCUGCCACAAUUCAAGAAUCCGUGUUUCUACGAUUAUUUUCCCAUGGGUUUAAAAAGGCUGCGCUGUCUACCAUACUUUUAUAUCAUCGGAAUGGACAAAAGUGGUACUACGGACCUCCAUGCUAGACUAGUCAGACACCCACUCGUUAAGGGCAACUUUGGAAUAUUGGGGAAAGAAGCGCAAUUUUGGUCCUGGAAAAGAUUCGGGAUCAUGAUAAAACAGAGUGGCGAUAUGAAUACGACACUGGACAUGUACAUGGAGCUGUUUGCACAAACUGCUGAUGCCAUUGAUAGACAAAACAAUACGGAAAUUAUUACAGGCGACGCCUCUCCUAUGGACUUCUGGGACUUCCGGGGCUGGCCCAUGAUCCCCCAGAAUAAAGGUUUCAGCGAGGCUUGGGUUCUGACGCCCCACUUUUUAAAGUACAUUUACAAAGGGGCGCCCAAAUUAAUUAUACAGUUCAGGGAGCCUAUUGAAAGACUAUACUCCGACUACAUCUUUAUGAAGUACGGCACGAAUCCUGUGGAGUUCCACACCCACACACUACAAGCCAUAGACAUGAUGAGCGCCUGUCUCAAGAACCACUCCAUCAGGUUCUGCUACUUUGAUAACGGCAUGUACCAGAAACUACCGGCCAGAGUCCACGUCGGGUGCUACUCGGUGUUUCUCAAAGAAUGGUUUCGGGUUUUCCCGAGAAGCGCAUUUCACGUGACGCGCACAACUGAAUACAAAAACGACAUGGAGGGAACCCUGAAGGGUGUGUUCGACUUUCUGGACAUACCCCAGCCAACCAAAGCCGUGAUGGAGGACAUUUUAAAGAUGGGAAAACAUCACGUGACAGACAAGAAGGGCGUGGCACUUCCGGAAACAGUGAAAGUCUUGCGGGAGUUCUACGCUGAUUGUAACAAGGAAACGGCUGAACUGCUGGGAGAUGACCGUUUUUUGUGGAAGGACCAUUACUCUUGAUGUUUUGUUGAGUGUUGUAUUUUCACGGUUUUCUCCCUUUAAUAUAAUGACAUUGUGCUGACGUUUUCUGU
Molecule: messenger RNA, 1588 nt
Organism: Physella acuta
Lineage: Eukaryota; Metazoa; Mollusca; Gastropoda; Physidae
Product: carbohydrate sulfotransferase 15
Biological process (GO): hexose biosynthetic process
Molecular function (GO): N-acetylgalactosamine 4-sulfate 6-O-sulfotransferase activity
Source: RefSeq, a predicted model, not a curated record